GGAUAUGGAAGAUAAGAAGCCAAGUCACAAACUACUCUGUUAUGGAACUCCAGUAGUAGCGAUAGCACUAGGAUACCUCCUUUCUAAAAGAUUGUCCUCAAAUUCUGAGAUUAUCGGAGGUAUUGAGAUGGGUGGCACUAAUAUCAAACUAUGCUUAGCCAAGAGAUCAAUUAGAGAUAUGCCAUUUAAAAUAAUUGGUGAACCACUUAUCAUCAAGACAGCUGGAGAUGAUGGACUCAGCAUUGAAAGAGAUGAAAAUGGAAUCUCUCCCUAUCACUCAAAGAUUUUCAGCAAGAUGAUCGAGUUUUUAACUUCUCAAGGCCCAAUCUCAAAUAUAGGAAUUGCGUCAUUUGGCCCUAUUUGUGUAGAUCCAGAGUCAGAUAGUUAUGGAACAAUCCUUAAUUCUCCAAAGAAGAAAUGGGUCAUGUUUAAUCUUGUGAAAGCAUUUAAUUCUCUCUGGGAAGGCCCUAAGCCAUCUAUCACUGUAGACACUGAUGUUAAUGCAGUUGCUAAGUUUGAGUUCGGGCAUGGCGGUCACAAUGCGAAGAAGAAUUUGGCUUACAUCACUGUCGGAACAGGAAUAGGAGUUGGACUCGUCAUCAAUGGAGACACAUGUACUGGACUCACUCACCCUGAAGGUGGUCAUGUCUGUGUCAACAGACAUUCAAAUGAAGUAGAAGAGUUUAAAAGUGUUUGUGGUUUCCAUGAUUGUUGUGUAGAAGGAUAUGCAACUAAUGUAUCUAUUGCAAAAAGAAAGAAUAUUGACAUCGAAGCUUUACCAAGCCUGGAUGAUACUGAUCCAGUCUGGGAACUCGUUGCCUACUAUUUAGCUUCCUUAUGAUGCACAGUUACUUUGACUUGCAGCCCAGAAGCUAUUGUUAUUGGAGGAGGAGUUAUGAAUAGAAAGAUACUUUACAAAAUGAUUCAAGAAGAGUUUAUCACACAAAUGCACAACUAUAUCACUCAUGAUAAAAUCACAAAAGAGAAUGUAGAUAAGUACAUUGUGAGAUCAAGAUUUGAGAAUGAUUGCGGGCUCUACUCAGCCUUAUCCUUAGUAUAAUCAAAUUCAUGAAUCAAGACCUCAGCAAUUUGUUCUUUCU
This is a messenger RNA of Moneuplotes crassus, 1100 nucleotides long. The record is from the annotation of a GenBank genome assembly. Lineage: Eukaryota; Ciliophora; Spirotrichea; Euplotida; Euplotidae.